CAUCGCGCAGUCUCAUUUCAUUUUUCAAACAGGACAGUUGCUGCGCACGAUUAACGCAUUGUACAAUAAAUUAAAUUUUAAGUAGAACAGCCCAAACGUUACAAACGAAACAAAACUCAAAAUCUCUAGCAGACAUUCAAAUACUUGAAAUAUAUAAAAGCAACGAAGUAAAAAGGCGAAAGAGCAACAAAUAGGCCGGUCGACUGCGUGCGUGAGCAUCCGUGUGUGUAUGCGUGCCCAUUCAUAUAUGUGUUUGUGAGUGUGAACUAAAAUCCAAUCAGCACAAAGGAUACCAAAGCUACAACAACAAUAACAAGCAGAAGGAUUUUAAUUGUAUUGCAAAAUGGACUUCAAUUUUGCGGAUCUGAAAAAGGAAGCUGCCAACACGGCUGAGGAUAUUUUCAAUGCAGCCAGCAAGCAGGUCAGCACUACCUACGAUGAUUUGCUCGGCGACGUCAACGCAAGCAGCGGGGGCGUCAAUGUCAGCGGCGAGGGCGUGCAGGACGAUAAUGCCCAUACCGAAAAGUAUUUUGCCAAUGAGCAAAAGAAUCUGGAUUUCGGUGAUCCGCAGGCAUUCGUGCAGCGCAUGUCCGCCGGAGCGAAGGAGGCGCAGGAGCAGCUGGAUGCAAAGUUUGCACAGAAAGCGGAUGAUUUUGGAGACUUUCUGAAGGAGAGCGCAAAAGAGGUAAAGCAGAAUAUCGGAGAGUUGACCAGCGACUUUAUGAAUGUGGAGCGUGGUAUGUUUGGAGAUGCUAGCAAAGCAGCUGCUCCAUCUGCCGCUGCCCCAGCUGUUGCCCAUGCUGCUGCACCUGUUCCAGUUGCAGCUGCUGUUCCAGCUGCCAAGCCUGUCCAGGAUCAGGAGGCGGAUUUGCUGGGCUUCAAGCCAAUGAACAGUGCACCUUUGCAACCCUUUGAGCCAACUGCACCCACAGCUCACGACCAGUUUUAUGAUGAUGACGAUGAUGACUUCCUAAUCAAACCAACUCCAGCUGCAGCUGUUGUGGCUCCUGCAGCUCCUGCUGUAGCCAAUACGGAAUCUGAUACAGAUUCACCUUCUGUCUCGUACACUCCGUCGCCGGCUAAGAAGCCCAUUGCUGAUGCGCUCAAGGAGCAGGACAAUGAGAAAUUCAUCUCUUCCGAGGAUCUGCUUAGUGACUUUAAGGAUGUUCCAGCUUCUGCAGCAGUUCCGGCUCCAGCCGCAGUUCCAUUUCCAUCUUCCACUCCCGCUCCUGCUCUGAUUACCGAUUUGGAUGAUGACGAAUUUGUUGUUAAGCCGGCGUCCAAGGUGGAGCCUGCGAAGGUGGAGCCUCCCAAGGUGGAACCUCCGAAGGUGGAGCCUCCGAAGGUGGUGCCACCAAAAGUGGAGCCUCCCAAGGUGGAGCCAGUCAAGCCGGAGCCAGCCAAGCAGCCGCAGCCGCCCAAGCAACAACAACAACAACAACAACACCCAAAAAUCGUAUCUGUGGAGGAAAUCUUUUACAAGUACGGACUUGAUGCCUGGUUCAAGCCCGAACGUUUGCACCCGCUAGUCGAAUCGCUGAUCUAUUGGCGCGAUGUGAAAAAGUCGGGAAUUGUAUUCGGCGCAGGCCUCAUCACCUUGGUGGCCAUCUCCUGCUUCUCGGUGAUCAGCGUCUUUGCCUAUUUGUCGCUGCUCACUCUGGUCGGAACUGUCGCCUUCAGAAUCUACAAAUCUGUGACACAGGCGGUGCAAAAGACAAACGAUGGACAUCCCUUCAAAGAAUAUUUGGAACUGGAUCUGACGCUCUCGCAGGAGAAGGUGCAGCACAUUGCGGGCGUGGCUGUGGCCCACAUAAACGGCUUCACGGCCGAGCUGAGGCGUUUGUUCUUGGUUGAGGAUAUAAUUGAUUCGAUUAAGUUUGGUGUUAUCCUGUGGGUUUUCACUUACAUUGGCGCUUGGUUCAAUGGCAUGACGCUGGUCAUACUAGCCUUCGUCUCGCUGUUUACCUUGCCCAAGGUCUAUGAGAAUAACAAACAAUCGAUCGAUACCUACUUGGAUCUGGUGCGCAACAAGUUGACAGAGAUUACCGACAAAAUCCGAGUAGCUCUGCCCAUUGGCAACAAAAAACCAGUUGCAGCCGCCGAGUCGGAAAAGGACAAAUAGAAAG
Messenger RNA from Drosophila hydei, 2126 nucleotides. RefSeq names its product reticulon-1-A (gene Rtnl1). Bases 344 to 2122 code for a protein of 592 amino acids. The record is from RefSeq and is a predicted model, not a curated record. NCBI's taxonomy places the organism in Eukaryota, Metazoa, Arthropoda, Insecta, Diptera, Drosophilidae. The transcript has 6 exons.